Messenger RNA from Pseudomyrmex gracilis, 1613 nucleotides. RefSeq names its product leucine-rich repeat-containing protein 58. The coding region runs from base 237 to 1283 and encodes 348 amino acids. The record is from RefSeq and is a predicted model, not a curated record. The transcript has 5 exons. NCBI's taxonomy places the organism in Eukaryota, Metazoa, Arthropoda, Insecta, Hymenoptera, Formicidae. Gene Ontology annotation, molecular function: protein binding.
CUUACACACCAUGUGAUAAAUCAAACCACUGAUAAGGCAUAGAUAUGUGGUAGCGGUAGCGAUUGUGUGCGCCGCAGAUCGCCGCACUGUGGCCGCAUGUUGCUAGUCAUCGUUCUGCACAUUCGUGAAAUUCUGACUCCGGAUCGCAUUCUCCACAGGUGCCAGUCAGGCGGAGCUUUGUAAACAACAUUUGUGCGCGUGACCUUUGCAUAGGCAAAACGAAUAAUAACUUACUCAUGGAGAACUAUACAUCAGACUCCAGCGAUUCAGACUCUAAUUUGAGAACGUUGGAUCUGUCCUACCUGCUGUUGGAGAAGGAUGUGCUUGAUGAACAGUUUUUCAAUACCAAGUGUCCAGAGCAAGUUGACACUCUGUUACUGGCUCACAAUUAUCUCACAACUCUUCCUGCCAAUAUCAGCAGAUUUACCAACCUGAUUUCUCUAGAUAUUUCGAAUUGUGGUCUCAUAAGAUUGCCAGAUUUCUGGACAGAUUGCCCUUUAACUUGUUUGAUUGCAAAACAUAAUAACUUGGGCAAUGAUGGAUUGGCCAAGAGUUUUGAAAAUCUAACUAAUUUGAGGGAACUGAAUCUGAGUGGCAAUAGGCUCACAGAGUUUCCCGAUCAAGUACUCGACCUAGUUGCUUUAAAAUAUCUAUAUCUCGGUGGUAAUCAUAUCAGUGAGAUUACUAAAGACAUUUGGAAGCUGCAAAGGUUGAGAGUUUUAGCCAUGGGAGAUAACAGAUUAACAGAAGUGCCAUCCACUCUCGGUCAAUUAAAAACCUUGCAAGCUCUUGUACUUUGUGACAACAUGCUAGAGGGUCUACCAAGCUCAAUAGCGAAUUUAACCAACUUGAAGACUCUGUCACUUCACAAAAACCGACUACGGACAUUGCCUACUGAGAUAAUAAAAUUGAAAUGUCUGACAGAGUUAUCUUUGCGAGAUAAUCCGUUGGUAGUAAGAUUUGUAUCGGAUAUGACGCAUAAUCCACCCUCUUUGUUGGAGCUGGCAGCGCGUGUUGUCAAAACUAGUGACAUUCGAUACGACGAUGAAAGCAUACCGCGCAACCUAGUACAGUACCUCAAUAGUGCGCAUCAUUGUGUCAAUCCCAAAUGUAAAGGUGUUUUCUUCAAUAAUCGCGUAGAGCAUAUCAAAUUUGUUGAUUUCUGCGGUAAAUAUCGCUUACCCUUAUUGCAAUACUUGUGUAGCAGCAAGUGCAUCGAGCCACGUGAUAGCGAUGAGGAGCUCGUGAGUGGUGCCAUGAUCAGGAAGGUUCUUUUAGGCUGAUAAAGUCUUGAAAAUACUUCUAAUACUAACCAUUACAGAAUCUCUACAGGAAUUUAUGUCUAACAACAUUUAUAACACAUAUAUAUUGUAACAUAUGUGUUUUCUCUUCUCUUAAAGAAAACAUACGUGUAUAUAAUAUAAUAAGCGAAAAUAUAAAUGCCUUUUGUGACAAAUUACAACAAAUAUUAACCCUUCGCGGACAGACUUCAAAAAUGAUUUACAAGUCAGACAGACUGGAUCUGUGAAACUCACGCAACUUUAAAAUCGAAUAUCUCCGCGAAAAAUCAAUAUUUUUUCAAUUUUGUCUUUUUGAAUCAAAAGUUUGAGCGA